UGGUGUGCUUCAGCAUGGUGGGGGACUGGAAGUCCUAGUGUCACCAUUAACCAGCUGGGUGACCUUGGGUGAGAGCCACUUCCUGCCUCCCAUCUGCAACCUGAGUGAUUAGGAAGGAGAAGUGGUUUGUAAGCCUUUUUUUGUCCUCAGUAGCUCAACUCUUCAGCUUACUCAAAUGACCACUGUGAGAAAAGCUGUUUCUGGUUGAACUGGGGAGGUGUGGCUGGAGCCCUCCUCUUCCGGCCCCCCCACCCCCAUUUAAAUCCUUGAGGGUGGUGGGACUGUCAACCCUUGCACACUAAGAUCUCAGCAAUCAGUGCCUGCCAGGCUGUCUGUGCUCUGAGAACAAAGAAGGCAGCCAGGCUUGUGUGUGUUGGGUGUAGCUACUUGGGCACCUGAACUUGCUGAUUCUAAUAUUCAGAGGUUUAGCCUGUGUAGAGAGGAAUUGCAGAGCAAUUGAAGUGCAGGGCAGGCAGCCCCUUUGUGUGAGAAGGAGGUUUCAAUCCUAGAAAAGAAAUGAGGGCCCAGGAGAGAUGAAGCCCAGAAGGCUUGGUUAUCUUUUCCAUAAUCUAGAAGAAGGAAAUUACCACCCCUACCUUGCCAGGCCAGGGAUUCUAGGUCUUGAAGAGACGGCCCACAAUCUUGCUACCCAGAUACUUGGCUACCAGGGUUGGUUGGUUGCCACGCCCCCAGGAGGACAGGUCCCCCACCUCCCCACCCUGCUUCCCGCCACCCUUCGCUGGCCUUUGCUGCAGGCAGGUAGCUCAAGAGGCGGCACCCCAGCCACCUGGCAGCCCCAGGUGCUGCGUGUGCGCUGCCAUGGUGACGGGCCCCAGGGCUGGUGGCAAGAAGGCUGUCUCCCAAAGCUUUGCAGAUUCAGGAGAGGGAGAGACUGGAGCCUCAGGCCCUUCAGGUAGUCUGCCUCAUCACCCUGGUGCCAAGGAAGCCCAGGCUUAUUGGUGUCUGAUCUGAGGAUGGCCCAUCAGCAGGGCCGGAAGCCUGAGGCGGAGUGUCCUGUCUGCUGGAACCCCUUCAAUAACACAUUUCACACCCCCAAAGUGCUGGACUGCUGUCACUCCUUCUGUGUGGAAUGCCUGGCCCACCUCAGCCUGGUGACCCCGGCCCGGCGCCGCUUGCUGUGCCCACUCUGUCGCCAGCCCACUGUGCUGGCAUCCGGGCAGCCUGUCACUGACUUGCCCACAGAUACUGCCGUGCUCACCCUGCUUCGCCUGGAGCCCCACCACGUCAUCCUGGAAGGCCGGCAGCUCUGUCUCAAGGACCAGCCCAAGAGCCGCUACUUCCUACGACAGCCCCGGGUUUACACGCUGGAUCUAGGCGCUGAGCCUGACAGCCAGACGGUGCCCCCCCAGGACAGGGCCCCAGCCACCAGGCCUACACCCGUCUCCAUCCCCAGCCACUACUCUCUGAGGGAGUGUUUUCGCAACCCUCAGCUCCGGAUCUUUGCCUACCUGAUGGCUGUCAUCCUCAGUGUCACUCUGUUGCUCAUCUUCUCCAUCUUUUGGACCAAGCAGUUCCUUUGGGGUAUGGGGUGAGCGUCUGUCCCCAACAAGAAACAAAGUCUUUCUCAGUGGUUGCUGGGUAUGGGGCCUGCAGGACCUCGUUUGGGUUGUCUGCCUUUAUAGUAUUGCUCAUUUUACCAUUAGGCCAUCCAUUUGCUUCUGGGAUAAGAGUCCUGCCAUAAAACCUCUGAAAGCUAAAGGGCUGAGAGAAGAGGCCAAGAGACCUCUGGGUAUGAACUAUGGCGCCAUGGAAGGGCAGAGCGAUGCAGCCACUUGUGCCAAAGGGCUGGACCGUGCCAUCCAGGAAGCUGGCUAGCCCGACGAGCAAGUUGCAUUGCUCUGGAUUCAGUUCACUUUUUGAGUUGCUUUUUAAAUUACAUGUUGCUAAACAACUUCUGAAAGUUGAGAGUCAAUUCUGUGACCAAGUGUGUAUGUCUCAUCCUUUCAGAUUCCUCUCCAGAUGUUUUGCCAUCAGUAUCAGUAAAACUGGUCUGUUUUCAUUCA
Molecule: messenger RNA, 2024 nt
Organism: Manis javanica (Malayan pangolin)
Lineage: Eukaryota; Metazoa; Chordata; Mammalia; Pholidota; Manidae
Gene: RNF183
Product: ring finger protein 183
Biological process (GO): response to endoplasmic reticulum stress; positive regulation of endoplasmic reticulum stress-induced intrinsic apoptotic signaling pathway; protein ubiquitination
Cellular component (GO): endoplasmic reticulum membrane
Molecular function (GO): ubiquitin protein ligase activity
Source: RefSeq, a predicted model, not a curated record